This is a messenger RNA of Neohortaea acidophila, 657 nucleotides long. RefSeq names its product putative cell cycle control protein cwf18. The transcript has a single exon. The record is from RefSeq and is a predicted model, not a curated record. Bases 1 to 657 code for a protein of 218 amino acids. Gene Ontology annotation, cellular component: U2-type spliceosomal complex; post-mRNA release spliceosomal complex. NCBI's taxonomy places the organism in Eukaryota, Fungi, Ascomycota, Dothideomycetes, Mycosphaerellales, Teratosphaeriaceae.
AUGGCCUCCGUACAAGCGCUUAGCGCCGCUGCACAAGACAGAAAAGCGCGUCUAGCACAGCUCAAAUCACUCAAGCGCAAGCAACCAGAGGAGGCGCAGGAAGAGGACUCCGGACCCACGGAUGCAAAUCAACAGUCCGCCGCACAGGACGAAGAGCCACAGCAGAUAGCCCCGUCCACGAACAAGUAUCUGUCCGGCAGGAAUUACGACAUCGAAACGAAAGGAGCAAAGCUAGGCUUCGAGGCUGCGCCGUCGGAGGGGAAGAACACGCUUGAAAAGCAAGCUGCAGCACUAGCAGCCGAGACCAAACGGCAAGCGGAAGAGGAGGAGAAGGCAGACAAGCCGCUUGAUUUGUUCAAGCUACAGCCGAAGAAGCCCAAUUGGGACCUCAAGCGAGAUUUGGACCGCAAGUUGGAGAUUCUGAAUGUGCGGACGGAUAAUGCGAUUGCGAAGAUGGUGAGGGAGAGGAUCUCAAAUCAGCGGAGUGCUGCACAAGCCAGGGGCGCGAGUGUGAAUGGAAGUGGGAGUGGGGACGCGGAGGCUGCGGGCAUAGAAGGGGCGACGCUGGUCGAGGCGACACACGUGCGGGAGCGUGAGGAUGCGGAGGAAGCGCGGAGAGAGAGGGAAGAGGACGAGGCGCUUUUGGAGGAGACGUGA